CGUAAGAACUCAGAUUGACACACACAAACAACCCGAAGCGGCACUGCGGAACCUCUGAGAGAGACGACCCAACUCAGAAUUCGCAAGCUUCGCUUGCUCGCCGGAGCAGCACGCGCACCAGAUGGCCGCGGCAAUGGAGGUCGACGCCGGCGGAGAGAAGCCGUCGGAGAAGGAGCUCUUCCUCGCCGCGGAGUCCGGGGACGCCAGCGUCUUCGCCUCCCUCGCCCCCGCCGACCUCGCCGCAGCACUCUCCCUCCGCAACGAGGACGGCCGCUCCCUCGUCCACGUCGCCGCCUCCUCCGGCCGCCCCGAGGCCGUCGCCGCGCUUGUGGCUGCGGGGGGCGACGCCGUGGCCAGCGCCGUGAACGGGAAGGACGAGGAAGGGUGGGCGCCGAUUCACUCGGUGGCCAGCAGCGGCAACGCCCAGAUCAUCGACAUCCUGCUCGGUCACGGUGCAAAUGUUGAUUUGACUACUGAUGCUGGCCGAACUGCUCUUCACUAUGCUGCUAGUAAAGGAAGGCUUAACAUUGCUGAAACGCUGAUAGCUCAUCGUGCAAAUGUCAACAAGAAAGAUAAGUUUGGCUGCACACCCCUGCAUAGAGCUGCGAGUACUGGAAAUGCUGAGCUGUGUGAAUACCUGCUUGAAGAAGGCGCAGAUAUUGAUGCAGUUGACAAGCUAGGACAAUCACCUCUAAUGCAUGCCGUCAUAUGUGAGGACAGAGGGGUUAUAUUGAUGCUCUUUCAAAUGGUUGGUGGCUUGCAGCUUCUGUGUAUAUUUUCAUGUGUUGCAUCGUAGGUUGCCCUUCUGCUGAUCAGACAUGGUGCCGAUGUUGACAUUGAAGACAAGGAGGGCUACACUGUCCUUGGCCGAGCCUCUGAUAGCUUCAGGCCUGCACUGAUUGAUGCAGCCAAGGCAAUGCUCGAAGGCUGAGGAUGUUUUGCUGCCCUAAGGUAAAAGAUAGAUGGGAGAACAUCUGGAACAGAAAAACCGUCGUUGUGUACCUCGUGAUAUAAGUACGAGCUGUUCCCCUCGAAAAUCAGAUUGAGCAGCCAGACUUUUUGUUCGUGGUUAAUGAUUCUCGUGUUGACUUUGAUGUUCUGCCUUUGCGUUUUCUUCAGAUGACUUACUGACGACUGUCAUAGUUCAGGGCAAAAAAUGAAAACUUGGUUCUCUUCUGCCAACAGAACUUCUUUAGGCAGUGUUAAAAGGAUGCGAAUUAUACGUAUUAUGCGGCACCUGCAUUCAGUAGA
Messenger RNA from Triticum aestivum (bread wheat), 1251 nucleotides. Its product is annotated as 26S proteasome non-ATPase regulatory subunit 10. The transcript is spliced from 6 exons. NCBI's taxonomy places the organism in Eukaryota, Viridiplantae, Streptophyta, Magnoliopsida, Poales, Poaceae. Gene Ontology annotation, molecular function: protein binding. The record is from RefSeq and is a predicted model, not a curated record. The coding region runs from base 122 to 796 and encodes 224 amino acids. Gene Ontology annotation, cellular component: nucleus.